Saccostrea cuccullata (small rock oyster) is the source of this 1814-nucleotide messenger RNA. Its product is annotated as tripartite motif-containing protein 2-like. Bases 103 to 1419 code for a protein of 438 amino acids. The transcript has 2 exons. The record is from RefSeq and is a predicted model, not a curated record. Gene Ontology annotation, molecular function: protein binding; ubiquitin protein ligase activity. Lineage: Eukaryota; Metazoa; Mollusca; Bivalvia; Ostreida; Ostreidae. Gene Ontology annotation, biological process: protein polyubiquitination; proteasome-mediated ubiquitin-dependent protein catabolic process.
AUAUGCAUCUAAACGCACCUUUCUAAAUAUAGUUAUCUUGAUCAUGUGCCUGUGACUAUAAAUCGUACACACUGGAAAUCAACACAACAAUGCGUAAAUAAAAUGGCUAGAUCAGUUGCAGGUCAGAUAGAAACUUCACUUUUGUCAUGUUCAAUAUGCAUGGAACAUUUUAAGAAACCAAAAGCGCUGCCUUGUUUACACACUUUCUGCGAAGACUGUUUGAGGGACUAUAUCGUCAGCAGAUUCGAGUCCGUUGGAAGCUUCCCAUGUCCAAUCUGCAGACAGCUUGUAUACAUCCCUCCAAAUGGAGUGUAUGGAUUUCCCGACAACCACUUUAUUAUCAGUUUACAAGAUACUGUGCAACAUUCCAGUGAAUAUGUAGAAUCUGGAAGUUUUGAUAACAACCUCCCACAGAAUGAACACACAUCUAUUCCUUUAUUACACCCUGACAAAUACUCUGUGAGGUUUACCAAACCUAGGUCUACAAGACUGCUGAAAACGUUCGGCCAUUUUGGUUUAGACCAAGAUGGCUUGGUUCAUGUUUCGGGUAUGGCGUUCUCUCCUCUAACAGGAGAAAUUUUAGUAGCUGAUUGCAGUCUCAACAAAGUUUUGAUGUACUCCAAAUCCGGGGAUUACCUUGGAGGGUUUGUCUGUGAUUGCUCAAUCCGGGAUAUUGCAGUCACUGCUCAAGGGUCUAUUUUGCUGACGGUUAGCCGCGCAGGUUCAGCUAUCAUGAGAGAAUAUGGACACGCGGGCAAUGUAAUUGCCUCCCACGGCUCUUUCUAUAAGUUUGAAAACCCUUUUGGAAUCUGUGUCUCGAGAAUGGGAAAAGUUAUUAUUUCAAGUUUACAAAACAGCAACAUUCACAUCUUCACAGAGCGGAAAAAACCUUCGACGAAGUUCGGCUCUAGAGGGAGUGGGCCAAACCAUUUCAUGGUGCCAUACUACGUUGCUGUCAAUAGUCGCGACGACAUUGUGGUUUCUGAUAGUGGAAACCAUCGAGUGAAAAUUCACAAAAACGAUGGCACUAUUCUUCAUAUUUUCGGCAAACAAGGCUCUCAGAAUGGUGAAUUCUUUUACCCGCAAGGUGUGUUCGUUGAUAAAUACGAUAACAUUUAUGUUGCAGAUGCGAACAACUUUCGAGUUCAAGUUUUUUCACCGGAAGGAGAAUACCUUUCGACACCUGUGGAAAACACUUACGAAUUUGGCGUUGACGUCAAACCAACGAACGUCAUAAUUGUAGAAAACUCUCUGGUUGUAGCUUUACGAGGAACUCGGGUUUCCCUUCUACAAAUAUACGACUGGAAAAAUCAAGACUUCACUAUGAAAACGAAGAAGAAGAAGCGAACUUCAACAAAUCUGUUAGAUUCUUGUUGUCCAUGCUUUUCAUCCUCAAAAAUAAACUACGAUGAAAUAUAAAUAUUUGCGAGUUGUAUUGAACUUAAGUGAAAUUGUUAUUUUCUGUGUCAUUUGCUUAUUUAUCUAGUCAUUUUUUAUUAUUCACAAUGCUUUGAUAAGUGUUAUCAAUCUUGUGGAAUGAACCCUCGGUGUGACUUUUUUGAAUGCACAUUUUGCAUAGCCUAAAUUGCACGAAGCUGGGAAGAAAGGGUAAGGGUCACUGGAUCAAGAAUUGUAACAGACUUAAAUCAACAUCUGAUUGUGAGAUUAUAAUAUCAAAAAUAAUUUUGGUUGUUUAUUACAAAUGACUAGUUUCUCCUUACCUUUCUUGUUUUACCAAUUCCAGAAUGUCUUACCUUAUACAAAAGGGUAUCCGUAAUUUAAUAUUUAUUUUAAAGCAAUCAAUGCACUUUUAA